Molecule: messenger RNA, 1675 nt
Organism: Paramisgurnus dabryanus
Lineage: Eukaryota; Metazoa; Chordata; Actinopteri; Cypriniformes; Cobitidae
Source: RefSeq, a predicted model, not a curated record
GGAAGGGAGAGGCGAGCUUUGGAAAUACUUUGGGGAUUUCAAGAGAAGUGUUUCAUAAAGGAGAAAAGAGGCAAGCUUUAGAAAAACUUGGAGGAUCUAAAGGAAACUUGAUUGGUCUAUUAAACUAUUUCAUCAGCAUUGAGAGACUUUUCUCAGUUUUUGACGGCGGAUCCACAGGUGGGCCCACAAUCUCUGCCAGUUGUACAUUUUGAUACACUUCUUGUAUUUCUGUAUAAAAGAUCAAAAUGAGCCAGCUGUACUUAUCCAGUGUUAAGGACUUGAAAUGCAUGGAGGACAUAACACGGCUUGUGCAAGAGGGAAUUUUGUCCCUGUGUAACACCUGUACAGCCCUCUUUGAUGCACAUGUUGAUCCAGCCACCGACCUGUGCUCCAAUUUUAAACAAAUCAGGCGACACAUCAAGUAUGCGAAUCGAUGCUUGAAUGAGUCAGAGGGAAAACUGAAAGUAAAACUGAAAAGUUUAGAUAAAUGCAUGGAACGACUUAUCACAGAGAAACAGCAUGUUCAGCAAGAGAAAAAAGAGAAAAGCCUGGCCAUUGAAGAAUUACGCAUACUGAAGUCAUCUACUAAAGAAUCAUUAAGCAAUUCUAAAGCACAGUUGAAACAAGCAGAAAAAAACAAAGAGGCAGCAGAAUAUGAGCAAGAAAAGAUGGAAAAAUUGAAGACCGCCGCUAUGUGGUAUACAGUUGCAGGGGCGGUCAUCACUCCAGUACCAAUUUUUGGGUGGUUAACUGGUCCACAGAUGAUGUGUGAUGGAAUAAAUACAAUGGUGGAGGCUAUGCAUGCCAUCAAUGACGCUAUCGAGGAGCAAGAAGAGUGCCAGUCCCAAAUAAAGAAGCACGCACAAAAAAUCCAGGUCUACAACAGGAGAAUCUCUGAAACACAGGAUGAGAUUGAAGAGACUAUUGAGAUGCUCAGUAAUAUUCAAGGCUAUAUUAAAUGGCUGCAGCAGCGUCUAGCGGCCAUAGCUGAAAUUCAGAAAAAAUUCAGGACAGCUGUCCACUUUAUGGAUAUUCUUAGUGGGAGGGUCAAUGUAUUAGAGAGUCACACUCGAAGUUGCAUUUACUGGGAGCCUGUGAUAAAGAUAAUGCAAGAUGUGGGGAAUGCAGUAACAGCUAUUGCAAAUAAUGAGCUCCUCUAUAAUCAGGAUGUAUCGCGUCUCAUAAAUAGACUGAGUAAGAAAAUGAAAAAACUAGAGGCUUUAUGCAACACACCCGACAAUUCUGAAUAUGUUUGCUAUUAUUGAGACUCACCUCCCUCUGUUUAACCCCACUUCAUACGUAACAGCAUAAAACAAACUCAUUUUUGGUUGUCAAAUUAGUUCAGCUGUAAUUUACACAGCAACUCAAAUAACAGGCAUACUGUAUAUUUACUUUAUGAAUUAUGAAUUAUUAAUAUUAUUACUAAUUAAGUAUAAUUUCUUUUUAUUUCUGCUACAUGUUUUACAAUAAUAAUUUCUGGGAACAAUGUUAGCAAAUGCAUUUACUAUAGUUAUAUAUAUAUAUAUAUAUAUAUUAUUGUACUAUUUUAUUUGUAGUUCUACAUAUUAAAGUUAUGGUUUUGAAUUGUGUAGUUAUUAUACCUUUUUUGUUUAUUCUUUCUUUCAUUGUACUUUCUUUCACAUUUGUAGUGCAUUCUGAAAACCAAAGCAGAAAA